Phaedon cochleariae (mustard beetle) is the source of this 467-nucleotide messenger RNA. The record is from the annotation of a GenBank genome assembly. Lineage: Eukaryota; Metazoa; Arthropoda; Insecta; Coleoptera; Chrysomelidae.
UAAAACUUAAGAACAAACUGGGUCAACCUAUAAAGAGAGACUAGAUAGAGAAAAAGAAGAACUUGAAAAUUUAAGGUUAGGAAGUUCGAGUUUUGAAUUUAUUCAUUACUUUUCUUUUUCCGAAAAUCUUUUGAGAAAAUGAGACAUGCUAAAUUUAUUGCUAGAACAGUUUUCGUGCACAAUAAUGAUGUAGAAGCUGCCUGCAAAAUUUUGAAUAGAAUCUUAGGAAGAGAAGAUAUUUUAGACCAAUAUCGUAGAACUCGAUUUUUCGAAAAACCAUUUCAGUUCAGAAGAAGGAUCAAUUUCGAGAGAUGUAAAUCCAUUUAUAAUGAAGAUAUGGAUAGGAAGAUUCAGUUUGUUUUAAGGAAGAACAGGAUGGAUCCUUUUCCGGGCUCAUCCUAAUAUCUGUAUGUUAUGAAAGAAUUCUUUAUGAUAGGUAGUAAUAGAUGGUGUUUUUAAAAUGCUUA